Molecule: messenger RNA, 6266 nt
Organism: Drosophila subpulchrella
Lineage: Eukaryota; Metazoa; Arthropoda; Insecta; Diptera; Drosophilidae
Gene: par-1
Product: MAP/microtubule affinity-regulating kinase 3
Exons: 17
Coding region: 752-4069 (1105 amino acids)
Biological process (GO): intracellular signal transduction; protein phosphorylation; microtubule cytoskeleton organization
Cellular component (GO): cytoplasm
Molecular function (GO): protein serine/threonine kinase activity; ATP binding; tau-protein kinase activity
Source: RefSeq, a predicted model, not a curated record
GUGUGGUCACCGUCGUCGCGCUGUUUUCUGUUGUCAUUAUCCGUCGCUCUUCGCCGAUAUCAUCGUAGCCCCAGCUAUAUAGCUAUAUAGCAGUAUCGUUAUCGCCCCGCGAUGAGUUGACUCCCCGGGUAUAUUGUUUUUUCUGCUUCCUACAAUUUUGUUUAAAUCGCCUUUUGCCAUUGUGACCAGUUAUUAUCGCACAAGCACAAGGGCGUUACGUCAAAACAAUACAAAAAAAAGGCGAAAGAAGCGAAAAAAUCGCAAAGAGAUUGCAAAAAUACAUAUAAUAAUAAUGCUAGAGCGCAGUUUAUAAUUGCAAUCCUAAUCCGAAUCCAAAUCUCGGGCGUUACAACAUCCGCGAUAAAGAACGUCACUGGCUAAUCUGAUCAGCAGCGAGAGCUUAGAAUGAAAUCAAGGGCAUGAACUUAAACAAGAUGGACUUUUUUCGAAAUAAAAGCGACAAAGCUGCGCCUGAAUUCUGAUUGUGCCGCACACAAAAAGCGAACAAUAUUUAUUUAUACUUUUAUGCAAACCAAUACGCGUGCAUUCAGGGCUCUCAAUGUUUAUACACGAAAAUCGCUGUGAUAAUUGCCAACGCGAAGAACGAGGGAAUAUGUGUCACUGUUUCGUUGCAACUGGGCCAAUAAUCCGUAUAACGUGAACACGGAGCCACGUUGAGAACGAGUGGGGGGAAGAGAAGAAACCACCAAAAACCAACCCACCGCCCACAAAAACCACCAAAGCAACCACCAUGGGGCAGACCUCAAGUCACCGGCAAAUGCACCACAGCAGCAGCAGCAACAACAACAACAAGGAGGAACCACAAUUUGGUAAUCGACGAACCUCUACCCGCAAAUCGACAACGUCUUCUUCGAAACAUUACCCCACAUUGGUGCAGCCAUUGCGUAAGGAUGAGCUCUCCCUGUUGCGAGAUUCCCUGCUGCGCAACGGUAGCAUUAUGCGCAAGAAUCCGGAACGUCGUCCGGUGACGAUCAGUGAAUUGAAGCCGGCUAAUCCCGGCCAAGGGACCUCGGGUAGUGCCCUGCCCAUCACACUGGAGGAUGCAGCGGGUGGCAGCAGUAGCAGCACCACCCAGCUGAUGGCCUUUCAACUACCCGUGGAUCGCAGUGCCAAGACGGAUGACCUGCCUGCCGUAUCCUCGGCAUCCACAGCAGUUGUGGCAACGGCCAAGGAGGCAAGGAAUGAGUUCUAUAUCGUGGGCGAUGGCUAUCAUCGCACGGAUCACUGCUAUUACCGCAGUCCCAAUGGUGAUUUCCAUAAGCUGCCCUCCGACUCGUUUCACAAGAUGUCCGAGGGCUGUUUUGUGCGGAUGGCCGAUGGUGUCUUUCGUCGCCUGGAAGUGCCCACCAAGGCGCAAAUCUCAAGAAGAUCCAGCAAGGCAGAGGAAAUAGGUGAUGCCACUGGUGGCAUGGGAAAUGGCAGUUCCGCCACCAAUGUGAAGAGCCAGCUGAUGAGGUUUCUCAAGCGCUCGAAGAGUCACACGCCCGCCACAAUAGCCAAGUUGCAGCGGGAGAAGGAGGAGGCCCGGGCGGAACGGAAACAGCGGCUCUCGAAUGCCCUGCGCCAGAAGAAUCUGGCUGCCACAAAUGCAGCCGCAGCAGCAUAUGCCUCCGGUGGUGGUGGAGGAGGUGGUGGUGGCUCCAUCGGUAGCCGGAACAACAAGAUCGUGGUGACGAUGAUCGAGAACGGCGGUCUGCCCAUUGUGGCCACCAGCAAGGCGGAAAGGCCCAAGGCCAAGGAGUCGGCAUCAUCCAGUGACAAGGCUCGCACCUCGAGGGGUUCGCCUAACAUGCAGAUGCGGAGUAGUGCUCCCAUGCGAUGGCGCGCCACGGAGGAGCACAUUGGCAAAUACAAACUCAUAAAGACGAUCGGCAAGGGCAACUUCGCCAAGGUGAAACUGGCGAAACACCUGCCCACUGGCAAGGAGGUGGCCAUCAAGAUAAUUGACAAGACCCAACUCAAUCCUGGGUCACUGCAGAAACUCUUCAGAGAGGUUAGAAUAAUGAAGAUGCUGGAUCACCCAAACAUAGUUAAAUUGUUCCAAGUUAUCGAAACGGAGAAAACGCUCUAUUUGAUCAUGGAGUAUGCGUCCGGUGGCGAGGUGUUCGACUAUCUCGUUCUACAUGGACGCAUGAAGGAGAAGGAGGCGCGUGUCAAGUUCCGACAGAUCGUCUCAGCCGUGCAAUACUGUCAUCAAAAGAGAAUAAUACACAGGGACUUAAAAGCUGAAAACCUUUUGCUAGACAGCGAACUGAACAUCAAGAUCGCUGACUUUGGCUUUUCGAACGAGUUCACGCCCGGCUCAAAGCUGGACACGUUCUGCGGCAGUCCACCGUAUGCGGCCCCGGAACUGUUUCAGGGCAAGAAGUACGAUGGACCCGAGGUGGAUGUGUGGUCGCUGGGCGUCAUCCUGUAUACGUUAGUGAGCGGUUCCCUGCCCUUCGACGGCUCCACCUUGAGAGAGUUGCGCGAACGCGUGCUCAGAGGCAAAUAUAGAAUUCCCUUCUAUAUGUCGACUGACUGCGAAAACUUGCUCCGCAAAUUCUUAGUACUGAAUCCCGCAAAGCGUGCUAGUCUUGAAACAAUCAUGGGCGACAAGUGGAUGAACAUGGGGUUUGAGGAGGACGAACUCAAGCCCUACAUUGAGCCCAAGGCCGAUUUAGCCGAUCCCAAGCGGAUAGGUAAGACGGAAGCUCUAGUCGCGAUGGGCUACAAUCGGUCGGAGAUCGAGGCUUCGCUCUCCCAGGUGCGCUACGAUGAUGUAUUCGCCACGUAUUUGCUGCUGGGACGCAAGAGCACGGACCCGGAAAGUGAUGGAUCGCGAUCGGGCUCCUCGCUCUCACUGCGCAACAUCUCGGGCAACGAUGCGGGCGCCAAUGCCGGCAGUGCGGGUGUGCAGAGUCCCACGCACAGAGGUGUCCACAGGAGCAUAUCGGCGUCCAGCACGAAGCCGAGUCGCCGAGCCUCGUCCGGUGCGGAAACUUUGCGUGUUGGGCCGACAAAUGCGGCAGCAGCUGUGACGGCGGCCACGGGAGCCGUUGGCGCGGUAAAUCCAAGCAAUAAUUACAAUGCUGCAGGAUCAGCGGCGGAUCGAGCUUCAGUUGGCAGCAACUUCAAACGUCAGAACACGAUCGACUCUGCUACAAUUAAGGAGAACACAGCACGACUGGCCGCUCAAAGUCAGAGACCCGCUUCGGCCACCCAAAAGAUGCUCACCACGGCAGACACCACACUGAACAGUCCCGCCAAGCCGCGAACGGUAACGAAGUACGAUCCGACGAACGGCAAUCGCACGGUCAGCGGCACCAGUGGCAUCAUUCCACGCCGCUCCACCACGCUGUACGAGAAGACUUCGUCGACGGAGAAAACCAAUGUUAUUCCCGCAGAGACAAACAGCGGAUCGGGAGCUCCCGCUGGAAAAGGUCAUACCAAAAGCGCGUCUGUCUCGAGCCCUCGCCCCUCUGCAGACGGAUGCGUCUCGGUCUCGAAUGACCCGCUCGGAAUGAGUCUGUUCGAUCGACUUAGAAUGGCAUCGGCUGUUAAAUCAAGCAGACACUUUCCAAGGAAUGUUCCAUCACGUUCAACCUUUCACUCUGGUCAAACCAGAGCACGGAACAACACGGCGCUGGAAUACUCGGGCACCAGCGGUGCCUCCGGCGACUCCUCCCAUCCGGGUCGCAUGAGCUUCUUCUCCAAACUCUCCUCACGUUUUAGCAAACGUCCAUCGGCCACAGAUGAGUCGGCGAAACCAAGGGUCUUACGAUUCACAUGGUCCAUGAAGACCACAUCGCCACUUAUGCCCGAACAGAUAAUGCAAAAGAUCAGGGAAGUGCUUGACCAGAACAACUGCGACUACGAGCAGCGCGAGCGAUUCGUCCUUUGGUGCGUGCAUGGAGAUCCAAAUACCGACUCCCUGGUGCAGUGGGAAAUUGAGGUGUGCAAGCUGCCACGCCUGUCCCUUAAUGGAGUGCGCUUCAAGCGAAUUUCGGGCACCAGCAUUGGCUUCAAGAACAUUGCGUCUCGCAUUGCUUUUGACCUCCGGCUGUGACUUAACCAAACGAACAACGAGGGAUAUGCGGCCGCCGCCGCCGCCUUGCGGCCUACUGAUCCAACCGACAACAUAUCCACCGCCAACUGUCGGAGGGCCAGCAACGACAGCACCUCCCGGCUGUCGGAGCUAUCGCUGCUAUGCCGCUCACUAACCAGCCAGCAGGGCUCCCAGCGACGCAAGAAGAGCCGGCUGUCCACUGGCGGCAGCGAGGAUCAGAAGAAAUCCAACUCGUUGCUAUCGGCGUUCCAAAUGUACUCGCCCUUCAGUUCCAAGGAGAACUUGCAGUCCGGCGAGGAGGUGCAAGAUCUUCAGGUGAUUGACACACAACCAGGACAUUCUGUUGAUGUGCCUCUCUUCGCUGACUUCAGCCCAAUAAAUCCGAUUAUGGAGGAGGAUGCUGAAGGCGUUGAGGGCAAAACCAGUGAAGCCAAGGGCCUUGGCGGUGGGAGUGGACAAAAGGGCAAAGGCGAUGGUGGCGGCGGCGGCGGCAGCAGCAGCAGCGGCGGUGGGGGCAAUCGAUUGAAGAGAAACAUCAAGCACACCGGGAGCCUGAUUGUGCGCAAAUUGACUGCCGGCAGGCACAGUGAUGCGGACAAAAAGGGUGCGACUGGAAAGAAGGAGAAGGAGCAACAGCAGGAGGCGGCGGCCACGGAUAAGGAGAAACCAAGCAGCAAGCCGGAGGGCAAAGUAGCCAUGCUACGCACCACAACCCUCUAAUGCAAUGGAACAUGGACGUAGCAUGGGUAUACGAUUAAUUGUGGGGCAGUUUGUAUCUAUUGAAUGAACGAUUAUGAAGGCAAUGCGGCGAAUCCCAGCUGGAAUCUCAAGAAAAUAUUAAUGUUAGCAUCUCUCCGUAGAUCAAACGUAUUGAAUAUAUAAACUACACAUUACAAUCAAGCAGACAAACUCCUCUAUCUAUCCACACUGACAUGCAUUAGCACCCGCAUAAAUACGCACAUAUUUACAUACGUUAAUUAAUAGGAACCUAGUUAAUGGGCCAGCAAUAUUGGUCAUCGAGCCACACGCAAGUUGAAACACACGUGAAUACAAGGGUACCAGAAACACCACUCAAUAAAAUAAUAACAAUAAAUAUUAACAAGAAACCAAUCAACGCUCUAUAAACUGCAUUUAUGUGUCGAUAUCCAGUGAACAAUUUUUGCUUGGCAAACAAACGAUCAAAGAACAGAAAUUAAUACAGAUAGAUAUCCGACUCGGGUUGUUUCUUUUUUAAAGCCAGAUUUUCAAGAAUAUCGGAUGUGGCAGCAUAUAACGCUAGCGUCGUGGUGAGAUUUUGUUCAUAAUAUAUCAAUGAUCGUAUCGCAAAUCCGAUAGCCGAAACUCUAACUCUACUAUUUAUAUAAAAAUGUGCCCAACUCCGAACCCAAUACCAUCUAUUGUAAUUAUUAGACCCGUGCUCGAAUAUGUAGUUGGUACUUAUACCUGACAUUUUUGUUUAUUUCCUUCAAUUAAAACAGUUCAUAGAACAGACAGAUAACAAAUGUAUGUAUAAUACUGUUAAGGCUACAAAUUUACUAACACCACAAUUCUGGAACAUGCAACACUUAGAUGCAAUAAUGGCCAAUUGUUACCUAGUUUCCACUAAGUUCACUUACCCCCGAGGAAAAGACGAGCCAGUGGCUUUUUAACGCCAGUCUACACGCUAUUGUUGAAUGUUUCUGAAGCAGACCGUAGUGUGUUACGAAAAAAAAAGUAAAUGGGGUUUGAAGGCGGAGCGAUCUCAAGUGAGAUGUAGAAAAAAGACGACCAUUUAUCUAAGUUGUGGAGGCUCAAAAAAAACAGUCUAUAUAUACCAAAACAUAUACAUAGUUGCACAUCAAGUUGUCUUCAUCAUGAUUGUAACGCAUUUCUGUAAUUCUUAACUUUCGAGAGAAGCAUGCAUCGUUUUAUAUAAUUGUUGUUAAAUGACAGCUAAUUGAAACUUAUUAAUAAUUACUAGGACUAGGCAAGAACGCGCAUAAACACACAUAAGUAUAUAAUACAUGCAUAAAUAUAUAAAGCAAGCAGCUUAUUACAUAUACGCCGAAAGAUAUACCCAGUAGAAAGCCGGACUCCCUUCCCGAAAAGAGACAUAUAUCUACGUAAGCAUUGCUAUAACUACACCUUUUCUAUGUUUUUUGUUGUCAGCAAUCUGCGGUCAGUAAUAAAAAUUCACGCUCCCCAGAUCCACAAUGCA